Messenger RNA from Colletotrichum lupini, 2283 nucleotides. Its product is annotated as fungal specific transcription factor domain-containing protein. Gene Ontology annotation, cellular component: nucleus. Lineage: Eukaryota; Fungi; Ascomycota; Sordariomycetes; Glomerellales; Glomerellaceae. The record is from RefSeq and is a predicted model, not a curated record. Gene Ontology annotation, molecular function: zinc ion binding; DNA-binding transcription factor activity, RNA polymerase II-specific; sequence-specific DNA binding. The transcript has 9 exons. Gene Ontology annotation, biological process: DNA-templated transcription; positive regulation of transcription by RNA polymerase II. Bases 1 to 2283 code for a protein of 760 amino acids.
AUGCCGCAAUUAAGCCAGGGACAAUACAAAGUGACCAAAAAAUGCCAAAAAGCUUGCGAAAGAUGUCGGGUAAUGAAGGUCAAGUGCUCCGGCUCUCAGCCUUGCACGCGUUGCGAUCGAAAGAAGCAUAGAUGCAUCUUUGCUGUUGAGGAUAAGAGGAUAUCGGUGCCGGAAAGUUACCUCCGAGAACUUCAGAACCGGAACAGUGAGCAUUCAGGCUCAGACCGCUCGACGAGGGCACUGAGCCGCGGAGACGACGUCGAGGACGUGCAGAGUCGGUAUGCGGAUGCGGAUGCGUAUGCGACGUCGCAUCACACUUCUCUUUCUCAGGGUGAAGAUAAUGCCGGACAGUUGGAGACCCCGAGCCAUGACGAGAGAAGUCUUAUUGACGCGGCCAACGUCGUAGACAGCCCACAACCGAUAGGCCCUCCGGCAUCCGAGCCGGAUACUGAGGUAGGAGAUGCUCGUUCGAAUCAGGAGGAUCACGGCGACUUUGGCCCAGGGUUCAGGCAAAACCCGCUGGUGGACAACGAUUACACCUUUGCAAAGGUCGGGGAACGAUACUGGUACAUGGGCCCAACAUCAUCAUGGUCAUUCUGCCGACGAGUUCUGGCCCUCCUGGGCAAACGCCUACCAGAAGCAGCCCCUGAUCCAUGGCAUCUCCCUCACGAGGGCGCCUUCAGGAUGCAGUGGACGCCAUUAGGUGCCACUGAGACUCCCGAUGUCUCCAACCUCCCGCCGCUUGACUACGCCCUCUUCCUCUUCAACACGGUCAAGUUCUACCUUGGCGCCGUCUUCUACGUAAUUGACGAGCCAUCCUUUCUCAAGAACCUCCAUGAGUUAUACGAGGACCCCGCGGGUAAGGCUAGCUCGGCGAGGCUGUGGUAUGCACAAUACCUCUUAGUUCUGGCGUUCGGCAAGGCAUUUGUUGUGAAUAGUAUUUCACAUACGGCACCGCCGGGGGUACAAUAUGCUGCGAGGGCCAUGUCGUUGCUGCCAGAUCUAUCAGGACUGAAUCCGGAUGCGAUUCCGGCUAUCCAGGCGCUUGCUCUGGCUGCGUUGUAUUUUCAGUGUUUGGAUAUGAGGUUGGCUGCGUAUCAACAUAUCGGACAAGCAUUACGAAUCGGCAUUGUUGAGGGCAUCUACAGACACAUGCCUGAAGAGGUUGUCGGGAUUGAGUACUCGAGACGGUGCAACAUUGUCUUCUGGGUGGUAUACACUCUAGACAGAGAGUUCUCGGCCUUGAUGGGAGCGCCAACCUCAAUUCGGGACGAAGACAUCACUGUGAAACUCCCUUCACAGAUGGACAACUCCCUCGAUGCACUGAAUAUGACCCUUCAUGUACGGCUAUCGCGGCUCAUGGCUCGUAUUCUUACAACUAUUUACGGUGUGGGCAAAGAGUUUGAUGGCUCACUAGUCCCCAAUACCCAAUCUAUCCUACGAGACCUGGCCAGGUUAUCACGAGAUCUUACCGCACUCCUCGACACUCACUUCCAAGGCUCAGUCAGCCGCGCUUCUAGAAUGGCACUGCGACUCAUCCUAUCAUAUCACCACAAGUGCGUCGUCCUGACAACUCGACCACUGGUCAUGUGCGCCCUCCACAUGCACAUCGAACACUCCGACAGCCACGCGCGACACCCACAAACAGUCUCCCUAACACCACCAGUCGCAUCCCUCCUCCAAUCCUGCGUCGACUCGGCGCAAACCGUCCUCCGAACCCUCCGCGUGCUCGGCGACGAAGACCUCCUCGAAGCCUUUCUGCCCUUCCAGCUUGAAGACGCAUUCUCCUCCGCCUUCCUCCUCUACCUCAUCCGGGUCAUCAGCCCUUCUCUCCUGCACGACGAUUCAUGGUGUGAGAAUAUCAAGUGCGUGCUAGACAAGAUGAUUUCAAAGCGGAGUCUCGUGGCGCCGCUGAGAAAGCUGGAGCUGAGUCAGUUGGAGCACAUCAUGUCUGCGCUGACGCCUGUGGGCGAGGAGCCGCCGACGCCGCCGCCGACGAGUGCGGCGCAUCACCAUUCUCAACAUCAUCAUGGGCACGGGCACGAGCAUGGGUCAUUCUUGGACCAGAUGGAGGAGGCUGGGUGGGAUAUCUUUGAUACAAGCGGGAUGGGCGGUCUUUCUCCGCAGGCGUUACUGGAUUUGGCGGAGAGGUUGGAUGUGGAGGACUUGAUACAAUCUGUUGAUGGGGAUGGACAAUGGCAACAAACGGCUCUUUGGUGGUCUAUUUUCAUGAUCUCGUCUCUGUCCCAAUCAUACGCUACUCGAGGAUUGCUCUCGGCAUAA